Cadophora gregata is the source of this 1899-nucleotide messenger RNA. RefSeq lists its product as uncharacterized. Gene Ontology annotation, biological process: secondary metabolite biosynthetic process. Gene Ontology annotation, molecular function: FAD binding. The coding region runs from base 344 to 1654 and encodes 436 amino acids. The transcript is spliced from 2 exons. NCBI's taxonomy places the organism in Eukaryota, Fungi, Ascomycota, Leotiomycetes, Helotiales, Ploettnerulaceae. The record is from RefSeq and is a predicted model, not a curated record.
GUGGAGUUGACGAAACAACUGGCUUCAACCCCAGCUCGCUUACGGUUAGCUCGAUCAAUAGAGGCGUUAAUCGCUGACGUUAGAAGGACUUACGACAAUACCACUAAUCCGAACAUGCGAAUCAGCAGUGUUUACGCGUUUCGAUUUCACGUAAAACCUUACUUUAUCAUCAAGCAACAAGGAUGGCUCUUCAAAACGUAAAUCCUUCUUUUACUCGCUGUGCCACUUUAUCGAAGUAAGAAAUUAGGAAAUUCAGUCAGAGAUAUAUCGUAUAGAGCCCAGCAAUCCUCAACUUCCAAGACUCGUCAUCAAAUCUUACUCUUUGACAAAGUAACAAGUCAUAAUGACAAUCAACAUCGCCAUAAUCGGCGGCGGCAUCGCCGGUCUCUGCCUCGCCCGCGGGCUCUCCAAAUCAAAAACCCUCAACAACCCAAACCAAAAUCAAAAUCUCACCAUCACCGUCUACGAAGCCGCCUCCCAGUAUCUCGACAUAGGAGGCGGUCUUGCGUUCCACGGCAACGCGAUGCGUGCACUUGCACUCAUCGAUCCGGAAUUGCAGGCGGAGUAUUUUCGCAGAGCGACGCUGAUGAGUGAGAGGGAUGUGGAGAUGGCGACGCAUGUUUUGGUUGCUGAUGGGGUUGGUGGGGAGGAGGGGAGGCCGGUACUGUUGGCGGAGUUGGGGAAGGCGAGGGGGAGGAAGACGGUUGCGAGGUGUGAUUUGUUAGAGGGAUUUUUGAGUCUGGCUCCUGAGGGAGUGGUGAAGUUGGGCAAGAGAUUAGAGAAUAUCGAAGAGGACGAGCAAGGUAUCUCAUUGACAUUCAAAGAUGGCAGUACAGCAAAAGCAGACGUUGUCAUCGGAUGUGACGGCGUACACAGCAUUGUCAGGAAAUAUCUCCUCGGCGCAGAUCAUCCUGCCGUUGAGCCCAAAUGCCACGAUAACUGGGAAUGGAUCGCACGAGCCUUACCCGCUGAGGAAGUGCGGGAGCUGAAUCCGAAUCUGCUUACUUACGUCCCGAUUUUAUGUGGCCAUGGAGGGUAUAUGAAUGCGAUACCAACGCAUUUCGGGAAGACGCUAAACUUGACGGUUGUUCAGAAGUCGCAGCAGACUAGACUGACAAAUGGGACUACGGAUGGGGCUUCUCAUCAAGAUAAGAAGAAGUUGUUUUUACCUGAGGAUUCCACGCACUGGACUAAAGACGCUCGAGAUAUUUUGGCUCUCGCCCUACGUAACCCAACCCUAGACUGGAAACUCGCUGACCACGACCACGCGCCUUUCUACUCCCGUGGAAACAUAUGUAUGCUAGGUGACGCAGCACACGCAACUAUGCCCUUCAACGGCCAGGGAGCAGCGCAGUCAGUUGAAGAUGUGGCGAUGCUGACAGCGCUGUUUGAGCAUGUGUCGGAGCUGAGACAGGUGGAGAGGGCGUUUGCGGUGUAUGAUGAGAUGAGGAGGCCCAGGACGCAGAAGGUGGUGGAGAUAAGUAGGGAGUUUGGGAGGAUGUAUGCUUUUGCUGAUGGGGAGGUGGGGGAGGAUUUGGGGGAGAUGAGGAGGAGACUUGGGGAGGGGGGGAGGUUUACGAAUGAGGUUGAUUUGGAGGGGUUGAAUGAGGAGGCUGUGAGGAGGUUUUUGGGAGUGGCGGAGUAUAGGUUUUGAUCUUGAUGGUUGAGGGAAUUUCUUUCAAUUCUGCAGUCUUUUGAUCGUUCUAAUGCUAGGACUUGAAGUGAAGGAGCUGCUAGAAGACGGUCGGUGGAAAGUAUAAGGCAUCAUGAUAAUCGAAAAGAAAGCUUGGUGAUUUGAGCACACUGAUCGACAGAUUUUCAAAAGAACCACAAACAAUAAGGAGAAAAUCACAAGAAACCUACUGAAAUGAAAUAGUGAUGAAUGAAGAUCAAGCUGGG